UCUAGAUCUUAAUUGAUGGGAGAGAACAAGGUUCAAUAGACAGCGAUGGAAAUGCAUUACCAACUUUGGUGUACAUGGCACGAGAGAAGAGACCUCAGCAUCAUCAUAACUUCAAAGCAGGGGCUAUGAACGCAUUGAUAAGGGCAUCAUCAGAGAUAAGCAACAGUCCGAUCAUCCUCAACAUGGACUGUGAUAUGUACUCGAACAACUCGGAGUCCAUCAGACAUGCAUUGUGCUUCUUCCUGGAUGAAGAGAAGGGUCAUGACAUUGGCUUUGUACAAUAUCCCCAGGUCUUUCAUAAUAUCACCAAGAAUGAUCUCUAUGACAAUUCCCUUAAUGUGAUCACUCAGCUGGACCACCCUGGCUUGGAUGGUUGGGGAGGAACUAUCUAUAUUGGCACUGGAUGCUUCCACAGAAGAGAGAUCCUUUGUGGGAGAAAGUAUAGCAAGGACUACAAGGAAGAUUGGAAGAGAGGCGCUGAGAGGAAAAUCACUAGAAGUGCUUGCAUACUGGAAGAGAGAGUAAAGUCCCUUCUGACCUGCACCUAUGAGCACAACACCCAAUGGGGACAGGAGAUUGGACUGAAGUAUGACUGUGCUGUGGAGGAUGUCAUCACUGGCCUAUUAAUUCAAUGUAGGGGGUGGAAGUCCGUCUUCAUCAAUCUUCAAAGGAAAGCCUUUCUAGGUGUUGCUCCCACAACACUAGCAGAAUCAUUGGUGCAGCACAAAAGAUGGAGUGAGGGGACUCUCCAAAUCUUUCUUUCCAAGUACUGCCCCUUCAUACUUGGUCGUGGCAAAAUCAAGCUAGGACUUCAGAUGGGCUAUUGCGUUUUCGGCUUGUGGGCUCCGAACUCACUCCCUACGCUCUAUUACCUUGUGAUCCCUUCCCUCUGCCUCCUCAAAGGCAUCUCGUUAUUCCCAAAGAUCACGAGCCCAUGGUUCGUGCCCUUUGCCUAUGUCACCAUUGGGAAACAUGUGCAUGGGCUCGUCGAAUCACUGCAAUGUGGUAACACUUUGGCUGGAUGGUGGAACUCUCAAAGGAUGUGGAUAUUGAGGAGGACCACCUCAUUCCUUUAUGGCAUCAUUGCUACCAUCUUAAAGUUGCUGGGGAUUUCUAAGAUGGGUUUCACAAUCACGGCAAAGGUGUCUGAUGGCGAUGCCUCUAAAAGGUACGAGCAGGAGGUUAUGGAAUUCGGGUCAUCAUCCUCAAUGUUUGUUAUCAUAGCAGCAAUUGCAAUGCUAAAUCUUUUCUGCUUGGUGGGAGGACUCCGAAGGCUGGUGGUAGAUGGGGGAAUUAUGGAUCUUGGGCGAUUAUUCAUUCAAAUUCUUCUCUGCGGGCUGGUCGUAGCCAUCCAUUUGCCCAUUUAUGAAGCUCUUUUCAUACGAAAGGAUAAAGGCAGCCUACCCCUCUCUGUCACAUUUCUCUCCCUUGGUUUUGCGACGUUCGCAUCUCUGCUAACUAUGGUAUAAAUCACUAGAGUGCUGAACUGCACUUUUGGUCUUCACAUGGACUCUUAAUCCGUUUUAUAGAAUAUUUUUUUCCUUCGCUUUGUAGUUGUAGUCCCGAGAGUAAUGGUAUCAGUUACUCCCUUGGGCCAAGUGCAAUAAAGAAUUCUGUCCUGGUGUGCAAUAGUUACAGCCUAAAGGAUACUUAAAUUUUUGAUAGCAAAGUUGACAAAAUUUAUGGUAA
This is a messenger RNA of Elaeis guineensis (African oil palm), 1689 nucleotides long. Lineage: Eukaryota; Viridiplantae; Streptophyta; Magnoliopsida; Arecales; Arecaceae. The record is from RefSeq and is a predicted model, not a curated record.